AUGCUCUUCCUCCCUUAUGAGCUCACCCCAACCGCGCAAUAUCCUCAUCAGAUGAAGCAGGCUGUCGCGCUCCUCCAAUAUGUCAUCGAGGACCUGGGGAAGCGGCCGUCUGAUAUUGUGCUGCUGGGUGACUCUGCGGGCGCACAUCUCAUCUUGUCUGUUCUAUCUCAUCUUGCACAUCCCCAUCCUCACAUUCCACCCCUACUUUUGCGUGAGAAACUUGCUGGGGCAUUGUUGCUUUCACCGUGGAUGGGCGAGUCUCGGACCGAUUAUGACAGUUGCCGGAGAAACGCGUCGCGGGAUCUUGUCUCACCAGGGUUAUUGAAUUAUUGGGCAGAUAUGUUUCUUGGAGAUGCUGAAUUCGAUAGCUAUAACCGGCCUGCGGGUGCGCCUGAAGGUUGGUGGCGGGAUUUGCCUGUGGAGGAGAUCUUCAUUGGGGUGGGAGGAUAUGAGGUGUUGUAUGAUUCGAUUAUAAAGACUGCUAGGAAGAUUAAGGCAGAACAUACGAGAGUCACCAUUAGUAUUGCCCAUCUUGAAGUCCACUGUGAGGCCCUCUCGCCUUUCAAUCCGGGGGUGGUUUCGCCGGAUCAGUAUAGAGCGUUGCUGGCAUGUUUGAAGGGUACGUUGUACAAAUGA
Messenger RNA from Aspergillus vadensis CBS 113365, 636 nucleotides. RefSeq names its product alpha/beta-hydrolase. The coding region runs from base 1 to 636 and encodes 211 amino acids. The record is from RefSeq and is a predicted model, not a curated record. Gene Ontology annotation, molecular function: hydrolase activity. The transcript has 2 exons. Lineage: Eukaryota; Fungi; Ascomycota; Eurotiomycetes; Eurotiales; Aspergillaceae.